AUGGGAGAAGAAAUUCACGUUGCUCAAUCCGAAAAAGUCAACCACGAUGUAGACUUGAAUGAUGUGGCCAUAGCCAAGCAAGCUCAAGAUGCUCGUGCGAUUGAACACAAUCUGACUCUCAAAGAGGUCUUCCGUCAUUACCACCGUGCCAUUGGAUGGUCCUUUCUCUUCAGCUUAGGAGUUAUCAUGGCCGGUUUUGACCCUCAAUUGAUUGGCACGUUGAUAGCGAUCCCAAGAUUCCAGCACGACUUUGGCGUUGAGCUUGCUGAUGGAUCGUUUGUUGUUCAAGCAAAGUGGCAGUCAGCGUUCAAUCUUGGCGUCCCCGUUGGACAAGUGCUUGGGUCCUUCGGUGUUGGAUGGCCCUUGGAGAAAUUUGGGCGUCGAUGGACUCUUGCAGUUUGCUGCUGCAUUACCCUCAUUACCAUUGCACUACAAACUUCUGCUCAAAACAGACCUCAGAUUCUCAUUGCCGAGCUCAUCAACGGCGUGGUUCUCGGUGCCUACCCAGUCAUUGCGCCCACGUACAUCUCAGAAGUCACUCCUGUGGUGUUUCGCGGUAUUGCAGCAGCGUUUGUCAACUUGUCAUUUGUCAUUGGCCAACUUGUGGCCAGUGGUGUUUUAGCUGGCUGCCAAACCCGCGACGAUCGAUGGGCGUACGAUAUACCUUUUGCAACUCAGCUCAUCUUCCCCAUUAUCAUUCUGGCCCUGCUACCGUUUUGUCCGGAGAGCCCAUGGUGGUUGGUCCGUAGAGGCGAACUACAGAAAGCCGAGCGAUCACUCAAGCGUCUUACAAGCGAAUCCGUCGAUACGAGCAUAUUACUUGCACACAUACAGCUUACCACAUCUAUUGAAGAAGCAGAGACCGAUACUGCCCGCUUCAUUGACUGCUUCAAAAAGACGGAUCUUCGGCGAACAAUCAUCUGCAUCAUGGUUUAUGCCAUCCAGCCACUAGUUGCCAACUUUCUGGUCAUCGGAUACGCCGUUUACUUCUUCGAACUCGCGGGCCUCGCGGCCAAUGACUCUUUUGAUCUUGGCGUAGGGCUGCUUGGCGUUGGAUUUGUGGGCACAAUCCUUUCCUGGUUUCUCCUCAGUCGAUUUGGUCGCCGUACAAUCUAUAACCAAGGCUUUAGCAUUCUUGCUAUUAUCGUUCUUUUGGUGGGCGUCCUUGACGUUGUUCCUGGAUACGGCACAACGAACCAUAGUGUCGUCUGGGCCCAGUGUUCUAUGAUGGUCAUCUACAAUUUCUUUUACGACUUGACAAUCGGCCCACUCUGUUUCGUCUACUUGUCAGAGGUUUCGUCUGCGAAAUUGCGUGACAAAACCAUCGCUAUUGCAACUACAAUCAACGCGCUGAUUAAUGUUGCUUGUGCUGUGGGCAUUCCUUACGCCAUUAAUCCGGAUCAGGGCAACCUGCGUGGCAAACUUGCUUUUGUAUUCUUAGGCGCAUCGUUACCAUGCCUCGUCUGGUGCUUUCUCGCACUGCCUGAAACUAAAGGUCGGACGUUCGAGGAAUUGGACAUCAUGUUUCAGAGGAAAGUUCCAACUAGGAAAUUUGCCACUUACAAGUUCUCAGAGCAUAUGGAGGAGGAUUAG
This is a messenger RNA of Trichoderma gamsii, 1593 nucleotides long. Its product is annotated as sugar porter family MFS transporter. Lineage: Eukaryota; Fungi; Ascomycota; Sordariomycetes; Hypocreales; Hypocreaceae. Gene Ontology annotation, biological process: carbohydrate transport; transmembrane transport. Gene Ontology annotation, cellular component: membrane. The record is from RefSeq and is a predicted model, not a curated record. Bases 1 to 1593 code for a protein of 530 amino acids. Gene Ontology annotation, molecular function: carbohydrate:proton symporter activity. The transcript has a single exon.